This is a messenger RNA of Pelobates cultripes (western spadefoot toad), 39858 nucleotides long. NCBI's taxonomy places the organism in Eukaryota, Metazoa, Chordata, Amphibia, Anura, Pelobatidae. The record is from the annotation of a GenBank genome assembly.
CUGGUUACCUGCUCUGUCAUUGGAUCUUACAGAAUUUACCUACAUGUGUAAUUUUUGUCUUUUUCCCCACUAGUUGCAAAGCUGGGAUAGCUGAAGAUGUCGGAGAAUGCUCUGGAAGUAGAAGACAAGCCCCCAGCUCCACCCCUGCGGAUCACAAGCACAUUCAUUGGUGGAGGUGCCAAGGUUCCAAACCAUGGUUCCAAACCCCUGCCCCCCAACCCUGGGGAUAAAAAGAAUAUUUUUCGCUCCAUCUUCCCUGGGACUGGAGGUAAAAGUAGGGCUUGUCUUUUUGCAUCAGUGUUUGUCUACAUUACUUGCAUUAGGUUUUUUUUUUUUACUCAAAUUUGCACUACUUGUAAAUCCAAGAUCACUUUUUUGGAUUUUUAAUAUUCUGUUUACUGAUCUCUAUACGUAAAACUUAUGUAAGGUCUGUGAGGUCCAAUCAAAUGCCGCACUUGAAGAAACCUUUGAUUUAGGGAUCGACCGAUAUUGAUUUUUUAGAGCCGAUACCGAUACCGAUAUUCUGUGAACUUUCAGGCCGAUAGCCGAUAUAAUUUGCCGAUAUUCUGUACAUUUACCAUUUUGGAAAAUAAAAACUAUUUCUAAAGGUAAAUGCACAAAAUAUACAUGCCACGUGUAGUGGAUGCAGUGUGACAGGGGAGCUGUGUGUGUUUGUGUAGUGUGUGUGUAGUGGAUGUAGUGUGUGUGUUGUGGAUGCAGUGUGUGUUUGUGUAGUGUGUGUGGAGGAUGCAAUGUGUGUUUGUGUAGUGGAUGCAGUGUGUAUUUGUCUAGUGUGUGUAGUGGAUGCAGUGUGUAUUAGUGUAAUGUGUAUGUAAUGAAAGCAGAGUGUUUGUGUAGUGUGUGGGUAGUGUGCGUAAAGUGAAUGCUGUAUAUACUAAAUGCAAAGUGUGUGUGUGUAUAUAAUGAAUGCAGAGUGUGUGUGUAUUUGUGUAGUGUCUGUAUAGUGAAUGUAGUGUGUUUAUAUAAUGCAGAGUGUGAGUUUGUAUAGUGUGUGUAUAUAAUGCAGUGUGUUUGUGUAGUGUGCAUUAUAUAAACACACUACACAAACACACUGCAUUAUAUACACACACUAUGCAAACACACUGUGUGUGUGUGUUUUUGUAUAGUGUGUGUAUAUAAUGCAGUGUGUGUGUGUGUUUGUAUAGUGUGUGUAUAUAAUGCAGUGUAUUUGUGUGCAUUGUAUACAAACACACACACACACUAUACAAACACACACACUGCAUUAUAUACACUGUGUGUUUGUAUAGUGUGUGUAUAUAAUGCAGUGUGUGUGUUUGUAUAAUGUGUUUAUAAUGCAGUGUAUUUGUGUGCAUUGUAUACAAACACACACACACACACACACACACACUUUACAAACACACACACUGCAUUAUAUACACAGUGUGUUUGUGUAGUGUAUGUGUAUAUAAUGGAGUGUGUGAGGGGGCAUUUUUUAUUAAAUUAUUAUUUUUAUAUUUAAUUAAUUAUUUUUUUUUUGUUGUUGUCCCCCCUCCCUGCUUGUUGCCUGGCCAGGGAGGGGGAUAUGACAGUCCCUGGUGGUCCAGUGGUAUUGGCUGAGCUGGGGGGGGCAGAGAGCAAGCGAUUACUCACCUCCCAGCAGCUCCUCCAGCUCCCCAGUGCAACUCUCGCGGCCAGCGUGUCGCGCGGAGCGUUGCCAUGGUGAUCCAUGGCAACGCUCUGACGGCCACGGGUCUCACGAGAGUUACACUGGGGAGCUGGAGGAGCUGCUGGGAGGUGAGUAAUCGCUUGCUCUCUGCCUCCCCCCCUCCAGGACCGCCGGGCUUGUAAUGAGCCUGGCGGUCCUAGGAGGUAUUAUCGGCAAUAUCGGUAUCUGAAUUAGCCGAUACCGAUAUUGCCGAGAAUACCGAAUAUCGUCCGAUUAUAUCGGUAAAACUGAUAAUCGGUCGAUCCCUACUUUGAUUGACAAUUGACGAUUUUAUUUAGGCAUGAUUGACAAUAGGUUGCCCGGGAACAGUCCUGGGCUGCCUAAGGCGCAUGUGCUGGGGUUGUAACUAGCCCCUGGUAUAAAAAUGGAAAUAUCUCUGCACAUACAUAUUCCUACCACCUUGACCACUCCCAAAAGUCAAUGGGACCUGAUGGAAUACACCCAAAGCUGUUAAAAGAGCUUAGUGGUGUACUAGCAAAACCAUUAACAGAUUUAUUUAACCAAUCAUUGUUAACAGGAGUAGUCCCAGAAGAUUGGAAGUUAGCGAAUGUUGUGCCCAUUCACAUAAAGGUAAUAGGGAGGAGUCGGGCAACUAUGCAGUAGACAUUGCUUACCUAGAUUUCAGUAAGGCUUUUGACACUGUUGCACAUAGAAGGCUUAUCAAUAAACUGCAAUCUUUAAGUUUGGAUUCCAAUAUUGUUGAAUGGGUAAGGCAGUGGCUGAGUGACAGGCAACAGAGGGUUGUAGUCAAUGGAGUAUAUUCGAAGCUUGGACUUGUCACCAGUGGGGUACCUCAGGGAUCUGUACCCAUUCUCUUUAAUAUUUUUUUAUUAGUGAUAUUGCAGAAGGUCUUGAUGGUACGGUAUGUCUUUUUUCUGAUGAUACUAAGAUAUGUAACAGGGUUGAUGUUCCUGGAGGGAUAAGCCAAAUGGCAAAUGAUUUAGGUAAACUAAAAAAAUGGUCAAUGUUGUGGCAACUGACAUUUAAUGUGGAUAAGUGCAAGAUAAUGCUUCUUGGACGUAAAAACCCAAGGGCAGAGUACGGAAUAUUUGAUAGAGUCCUAACCUCAACAUAUGAGGAGAGGGAUUUAGGGGUGAUUAUUUCUGAUGACUUAAAGGUAGGCAAACAAUGUGAUAGAGCAGCAGGAAAUGCUAGCAGAAUGCUUGGUUGUAUAGGGAGAAGUAUUAGCAGUAGAAAGAGGGAAGUGCUCAUGCCAUUGUACAGAACACUGGUGAGACCUCACUUGGAGUAUUGUAUGCAGUAAUGGAGACCGUAUCUUCAGAAGGAUAUUGAUACCUUAGAGAGAGUUCAGAGAAGGGCUACUAAACUGGUUCAUGGAUUGCAUGAUAAAACUUACCAGGAAAGGUUAAAGGAACUUAACAUGUAUAGCUUGGAGAAAAGACGAGACAGGGGGGAUAUGACAGAAACAUUUAAAUACAUAAAGGGAAUCGACACAGUAAAGGAGGAGACUGUAUUUAAAAGAAGAAAAACUACCACAACAAGAGGACGUUGUCUUAAAUUAGAGGGACAAAGGUUUUAAAAAUGGAUGCAGCUGAAGUGGUAGAGGUUAACACAGUAAAGGAGUUUAAGCAUGCAUGGGAUAGGCAUAAGGCUAUCCUAAUUAUAAGAUAAGGCCAGGGACUAAUGAAAGUAUUUAGAAAAUUGGGGAGACUAGAUGGGCCAAAUGGUUUUUAUCUGCCGUCACAUUCUAUGUUUCUAUGUAAAAGCGGACGUGAUCAUGGUGGUUAGAGGAACCCUUUAAUAUUUAUCUCUAAAAUAAUUGGUUUACAAUAGAAAAUUACAAAAUCCACUAAUUCUCUAUGGAAAAGGUAGUCUCGGGUAGGUGGGGGAAAUUGAUUACAAAUACCUGCACUGACAUCUGAUAUUUUCACAAUAUUACGUUAAUGUGGCUGCAUGUGAGUAAGGUACAGCGAUGUACGACUUCUCCAUUCGAAUAAAGCUUGCCAGAUAUGGAAAUUUUCAUUUCCUAUAAAUCUCUACCAACCAGUGGGUGAAGGGCCACAGAUGGUUCCUUGUACUAAUUAUUAAAAGCACUGAAAAUAUUACAAUGGCGUUUCCCUAAAGUGUGAAAUAUCAGGAUUUCAAUGUGGAUUUCAAAUUGUAGGCCAAAAUAGCUUUGCUUUAAUUUUGUUUUUAAAUCCUGAUAGUUCAUACUUUAGUCAAUUACCCUGUAGAUAUGUAAUGUUUGUGCGUGCAUUUAUAUAUAUAUAUAUAUAUAUAUAUAUAUAUGUAUAUACAUACAUAUAUAUUUACAUACCACUUAGUUGUGGUGUGGAAAAAAGUGUGGAUGAAAACCCCUUCCACCUGAAGUGAGAGGAUGGUUAAUACAUUGCAAAACACAAAUACACACACCAGUCAAACCACAAGACUUGCUUUUCCCACAGAAAUCUCACUUUAACAGUGCACUCGCUACUGCAAGGGAUUCUGGGUAGUUGCUUGUUGAGCUCAUUUGCAUACGCCUACCCAGAAUCCCUUGCAACAAAGAGAGCACUGUUAAAGUGAGAUUUCUGUGGGAAAGCAAGCAAGUCUUAUAGAUUGACUGGUGUGUGUAUUUGUGUUUAGCAAUAUAUUAAAUAUAUAAAUUUACUUAUUUUUUAAUUUAUUGUUAUUUUUUUUUUUUUUUAAAUCUGUCUCUGAACCUGUUCCAAGCAUGCUCCUGUAUUUUACUUUCUGAUUGGCUGCUCAUUUUCCAGUCUUUGUAACUUGUUUUACAACGGUUUGUGUAUUUCGGGAAAUAGGAGGCUGUUCGUUAUGUCCCUUUCCUGCAUGAUUGGUUUAGUGGUAUGUUGGAAGAAAUGAAUUGUUCAGUAAUCAGAUAAGUGCAACAAAAACAUCUUUAACCCCUUAAGGACACAGCUUCAGUUUGUGACACAAGACAUUAUUGUGCUGUGUGUGUUCAACUGUAAUCCCCAUCGUUCUCGUGUGUUUCACCAGCACAUGUUCUAUACUGAUUUCUACAGAAUAAAAAGGGUUUCAUUUGAUGUGGCAUAUUCAUAUAUAAAUGGUCAUGUAUAAAACCUAUAUCUAAACACUUUUUUUGUCACACUUUAUUUAGUACCAAAAAUAUGUGGAUAAUUAGUGCAGCGAAAGAAAAGUAAUUCAAAAUAAAUUAAUUCUAUCUUUACUGAGAGGGUAGGGGAUGCAUGGAAUAGCCUUCCAGCUUUAGUGGUAGAGGUUAACACAGUAAAGGAGUAUAAGCAUGCGUGGGAUAGGCAUAAGGCCAGGGUCUAAUUAUUAUUUUUUUUUUUUUAUUCUUUAUUUUUCAGUGCAAAACAUAGUCGUUACAACAUUUGUUAAGAGGAGGCCAGAUCGUAGCACAUUCUUGCACUAUUUUAUUUUUCUAACAUGUUUGUGUAGGCCUUGAUCGCUAUCGUGUCAUCCCUCUAUUCUGAGGUGGUUGAGUGUGGUAUGUGCUAGCUGAUCUAUGGGUGAGAGUCGGUGUGCUGUGGUUGCUCGUUGAGGGUCCUAUGGCUUGUUCAUUCAGCCUGUGGGCUGAUAGUGUAGCGUGGUAUGUAGCCUCUUCAGUACAAGGCAUACAGGCUGUGUUGUUUGGGUCCCGGGGGGGUGUUGGGUGUGUGAGAUAUGCCUUGUUACGUUUGUAGUGGCUCCUGACCAUGGGAGCUGCGGGGGGGUGGUGGAUGCGUGAGUUGUUUGGCGGUUGCCUCGUGUGUGAGUGUGGAGGGAUGCUGUUGCUCCCCGUUAUGGGGGGUAGAGCAUUGGUUGUGUCCCCAACCUUAGGUGUGAUUACCUGUGUGACUGUGGAUGUGGUCUCUAAACAGUUGCUUGGUCCCUGGUAUAGGGUAUGGGGGAGGGGGGGAGAAACUGGGAGAACAUUGGGGUAUAUAUAUAAUGUCCUGAGCAGAUAGUCCCGUGGUGAGCGUAUAGACCGACUGGUAUGGCUGGCUGGACUUUAGUCGGUCUGUUGUCUUAGGUUGGGUCCUCGCUGGUGCUUGUUCCUGGAUCUGCCGUCCUCUCUUUCCCCCUUCUUGGGAUGAAGGUUGUUGCCUGCGUCGGGUCCCAGCUUGACGUUGAGGUGGAGGCACUCUGUCGUGCAGUGUCCGGCAGCUGUGCCAGUCCCAGGGCCGUCAGGAAUGGUGCAGUGUCUUCCAUAGAGGUGAGUGUGUGUACGCCAUCGUUCCUGGAUACCAUCAGGGAUCCGUUUGCUCCCCAUCUAUAGCUUAUUUUAGCUGAUUGAAGCUGGCUGGUUACCGGUUGGAACGUUUUUCGCCACAGGAGGGUGGUUUUACUGAGAUCUUGGUAAAACGUCAGAGACGCUUCCUCGAAUUGCAAGGGAGUUUUGCCCGUGGGGGACAGGAGGGUGGUUAGCAACCGUCUGGCAUAAUGGGGGAGCUCGUCCGCCGCCACUGCGGUUGGGACGCCCCUUAUCUUCACAUUAGUACGGCGGUGGCGAUCCUCCAUUGCUGUGAUGUGUGAGGUGACAGCUCUUUGGUGAGCCCAUAGUUGUUGGACCGAGGUCUGGAGGUCUUGUACCUCUGUCUGGACGUCUGCUAUGUCCCUCUCCGAGGCCUGUACUCGGUCUGUGAUGGCCUUCAUGUUAGUUUUAAUAGGAGCUAAUUCAGCUGCAAGUAUUUUAUGAAAGUCCAUCAAUAGUACUUUCAGGUCUUGUCUGGUCGUUGGUGUGGUGUCAGUGGGAGCAUCUGAUGGCUGCAGGUAAGUGUCCGCCGGCCUCUCUGCCCUUGCUUGCUCAAUUGGGUUUGAAUGGGCUUCAGGCCUUGUACCAGUGACCUGCCGUGCGGGCUCUGCGGGUGUGGGUUGGGGUUGCAUGGGCCUCUGGAACAUCGUUCCGAUGUCUCUGUGCUCCACAGCCGCCGUCUUUUGCGAGCGGCGACCCAUCGCUGGCGUGUGGGGUGAGGCCUCUUGUGGUGCUUGGAGAGGGCUCCCGACGUUCGCCUGUUGCCGGAGGACUGCUUCCAGGCUUGGCAGGGACAACGUGGGGUAGGCCCCGGUUUUCCGUUUUCGUCCGGGCUGGGCCUUUGGUUGAAAAAAAGGCAUCUAUCGCCUUGGGUGGUAUUGGGGGACGUGACUGUCGGGUUUUGGGGUCCGUCUGGGCUUUAAUUUUGGGGUUUUUGGGGGAUUUUGCGCUGUAAUUUGGAGGAGCUUGCAUGCGUGGCGUCUGUUCAGGCUGGUGGUUGAGCUCCGCCUCUAAUUAUUAUUUUAUUAUUAUUAUUAUUAUUAUUAUUAUUAUAAAAGUAUUUAGAAAAUUGGGCAGACUAGAUGGGCCGAAUGGUUCUUAUCUGCCGUCACAUUCUAUGAUUCUAUCUAUCUGGCGUGAUUUACAACGUACAUCAUGAGUCUAGAAUUUUUGUUAGUUUGUUAAUUACAGCUGCACAAAAGGCAAGGAGUUAAUUUUACAAUAUGUUAUAUUUGUCUUGUAACUUAGUAGCCAUCACAGAAACAAAAUUGCCACACAGAACUAAAUAUUUGCAUAAAAUAGAUAUCACAUGCUAUUUACUUAAGAGUAUUCUGACACUUUUUAUAUAGCCAUUUAACUGCCAAUCUUGGUAAAAAAAAGUGUGUUUUCCUGUUUUGUUUUGUUUUGUUUUUUGCAUACACACAUAUAACAAUGUUGUAAUGUGUAUAUUGUAAACCUGAUGUUUGCUACUCCUGUACAAAGCCCCAAAUUAUGUUCAGCUCCGUCUUCUGAUUACAACAGAGACCUUUGCCACAAUCCCAUGACACUACAAUGCCAUAUAAGAGACCUGGCUUUUUAAAUUAGCACUAUAGUCACCAAAAUAACUUUAGCUUAAUGAAGCAUUUUUGGUGUAUAGAUCAUGCCCCUUCAGUCUCACUGCUUAAUUUGUUUACAUUUAGGAGUUAAAUCACUUUGUUUAUGCAGCCCCUGUCACACCUCCCUGCAUGUGACUUGCACAGUCUUCCUAAACACUUCCUGUAAAGUGAGAUCUAAAGUUUACACUUCCUUUACUGCAAAUUCUUUUUUUUUUUUUCUUCGUUUAUUUAUUUUUAUAGAAUCUUAUCUCCUGCAUUGUUAAUUUCCUGCUAGACCCUGCAGGUGCCUCCUGUGUGUGAUUACAGUUCAGUUUACAGAGCAGGAGAGAACACCUUUUAAAGUAAGUUAACAUCUUAUUGAAAAGUAAAGCUUUUUUUUCAUGCAGGCUGUGAGAGUCACAGCCAGGGAAGGUAUGGCUAGGGCUACAUAAACAGAGACAAACGUAAUUUAACUCCUUAUUGGCCGAGAAUUGACAAGUUCGACUUCAGAGGCAUGAUCGAUACAUUAACACCGCUUCAUUAAGCUAAAGUUUUUGGGGGGCAUUGUAGCCCCCAAAUAGUUACAUAGUUCAAUUUACUCCAUAAAUGCAUUCCAUUUGUAAAAGUAGAUACCAUGGGGUAUGUCGUAUGGUAUAUUUUGUAUGUUAAAGGGACACUAUAGUCAGCUUAAUGUAGUUGUUCUGGUGAGAAUAGUCAGUCCCUAUAGGCUUUUUGCUGUAAACACUGUGUUUUCAGAUAAAAUGCAGUGUUUACAUUACAGCCUAGGAACAACUCUAGUGGCUACUCAUCUGACUGCCGUUCAGCGUCUCUGAAUGCUACCCAUAGAGAUGCAUUGAUUCAAAGAGUUGCGUUUGGCCCCGUCCCCUGCCUCCUUGGCUGAGCUCAUCAGAAUUGAUUAUCUCCGCCAAACCAUUGCUUUCCUAUGGCAAAGCAUUGUGAUUGACUGAGAUCAUCAAUUCUGAUGAGGUCAGACAAGGAGGCGGAUCGGGGGCUGCGCCAAUGCCGGUGGACCUUCAUGGCGCUGGAAAAAAGGUGAGUUUUUUUUUUACUUUUUUUAAGGGGGAGGGGUAGGGGGCUAACAUGUGUUUUAUCACUAUAUGGUCAGGAAUACAAAGUGUUCCUUUAAUACACAGCCAUAUUUUCACCAAUUAUUUUCAGAGUGUAUGAAAUUAUAUUUAGUGAAGUAGAUUUGUGCCACUGUAAUAAUUCACAAAUUUGUGCUCAGAUAUAUCACCUGAGUAUAGCCUGACACAGGCAUUCCCUAGGACAGGCAUAGGCAACCUUCGGCACUCCAGAUGUUUUGGACUACACCUCCCAUGAUGCUUUGCCAGCAUUAUGGGUGAAAGAGUAUUAUGGGGGAUGUAGUCCACAACAUCUGGAGUGCCGAAGGUUGCCUAUCCCUGCCCUAGGAUAUCCCUAGGAUAGCCAAUACAUUGUUAAACACAAAUCUGUACACCAGUCAAGCCAUAAGACUUGCUUUUCUCACAGAAAUCUAAACUUUGCAGUGAUGUUACUACUGAAAUGAAUUCUGGGUGGGCAUAUGCAAUUGAGUUCAACAUAGAAUCACAUUUUUGCAUCAGUAUUCCAUUUUAAACAUGGAUUCCUUGGAGUUUAUGUUUGCUGUAUACAACAGCUUUGAGACACAACUCAGAAAGAGGUGCAAAGCCAGUGAACCACAUGUUAAACUAAUUUGCAUAUGCCCACCCAGAAUCCCUUGCAGUAGUAACAUCACUGCAAAGUUGAGAUUUCUGUGGGAAAAGCAAGUCUAAUGGCUUGACUGGUGUACAGAUUUGUGUUUAGCAAUGUAUUGACUAUCCACUGACACAGGUGGAAAAGGUUUUCAAUCACAAUUUUUUAUCCCACCAUAACUUUGUUGGUGUCUACUCCACAAUAUCCCUAGAAAGACAAAGCUGACUCUUACUGAUGAAGCUCAAGGUGGGGGUGGAAGAGUCCCUUAUCCAGGGAGAUUUUCCCAGGAUUAUGGUUACAGAACCAAUCCCUGGUAGUCAGGAUUAGUCUGAAAAGAAGGCAGACUUCUCCGUAAAGGCACAAUUGGAGCCCGUACAACCUUGAUGGAACAAAUACCUUGCACGAGAGGUUAAUACUUCAGUAAAUGUUUGAAAUGGGGGUCAGCUUGAACAUUUCUGUGUGAAGCCUAGAAAUCGCACAUUGUCAGCAUUUCCUGCACAGGAUAAUUUAAUAUUCUUCUUCUUGCAUUUAAUGUGUUAUGCCAUGACAGUUCUGCUAGGUCGGUUUAAGGUGGAAAUCUCCUGUCAACGUGCUCACAGACCCUGAACAGUUUGAAUACAUUGUGUCGAUUUAAUUAGCUUUGAGUUUUUGCAAGAUUUUUUCCCCAUUUACUUUUGGAAUACAAUCAUUUUUUGUUUUGAAUUGUUUUAUGUUUUUUGUUUUACGUACAUCUCAUUCUUCUGCAAAAAAUCUUUACCAACUUCAGUUGUUUUUUUGUUGUUAUUCAGGCACUAAAACAACAUGGAAACCGGAAAUCUCUCUCCCCUCGGAUUUUGAGCACACGAUUCACGUUGGCUUUGAUGCUGUGACAGGAGAAUUUACAGUAAGACGUUGAUCAUUUCUCUUGACUUCCUAAUAAUUAAUUGUGUCUUGAAGAGAGAUAAAAUAGUGGGAUAGAAUAUCUAAUGUGACAAAACAAAAGCCAAAUAUAGAGAGAGCGUCCCACUAAAUAAAGGUUCUCGUCACUAAAGCCAUAAAAAGGUGAAAUGAUGACAGACUUGGGUUCACCAAACAUCAAAUUGAAUCAAUCUGCUGAGUGGUUAAAUUUAUUCUGUAAUAUCCAAACUGUAACUGUAGCAGAAUAUUUUUCUAAAACUGUCAUUGUUGCCUUCAUUUUGUAAUUCAUCCUUUUUUUUUUUUUUAUAAAUAGAACCCAUUACCUGAGCUUAGAACCCACUGACUUUAUUCUGGCUAUAAAGGAGUUUAACAGGAUUGACCAGGCUAAACGCAUUCUGUGAAAUCUGUUAGUGCUGUCUACAGAAUCACUACUAUUAGUCUCUUUUUAUGUAUUUAUUUUAACUCGUGAAAUGCACCUUAUAUGGUAAGCUGUGAGAUUGCUGGUCUGUUUGUCUCUUUAAAUCUUAUCUCUAUUAAUAUAAAACUGCAGGGCAUGAUCUAUACACUAAAAUGGCUUAAUUUAGCUGAAGUUGUUUUGGUGCUUAUCUCCUAUCUCUUUAAUAUACAGAUGUUUUCAAGCUACAGUGUUAAGUAUGCAAUUCUUUAUUUCUACCCUGAACAGAUGCAAACUUUAAUGGGGAACUAACUUAAAUGACUGUACCCCCUUAGUGUGAAUGAUAUUGCACCAAGCCACUCUUGAUGACUUCACUGAAAUUAUAUUUUUAGCAAGUAACCAGUAUCCCUCCUCUAAGCAGUAGAAAUGGCUAACAUUGCAGCUCUAAGUCUGCCCUCAGUGGCUGUUUACCAGUCAGCCACUGGGGGUGCUUCCUGAAUUGAAACGGACCUUUGGUCCGGUAUCUGGCGUUGGAGGUCCUCACGCUCUGCAUGAGGACACCCAGCGUCAGAAUUUUCCCCAUAGAAAAGCAUUGAUUCAAUCAUCGCGGAACGGAGGAGGGGGCAGAGCGUCGGCCCAGUGCCAAGGGACAUCGACGCUGGGAAAAGGUAAGUAAAUAAAUAAAUUAACCCUUUAUUUACCCUGGGGGAGGGGAAAGGGGAGGCGGGAGGCAGGAAGGCAAUAGUGCCAGGAAUACAGCUUUGUAUUCCUGGCACUAUAGUAUCCCUUUAAUAAACCCCUGCAUUUGAUUGGCAGCUUAGUUUAAAAUCUCCUUGCUGAUUACUGCUUCUUGGUUGUUUGAGUUUGAAGACUAUAAGGAUGCCUGCGAGGCAGGUUUCCAGUCUUGACAAAGUUUAGCACGCUGUGUUUAUUCACAAACUGGUAUUAAGACACAUUAAACUCUGUGUGACUGAUUUCAAGGCUCUCACAGGCAGCUGUGAAAGAACCCUGUUCAAAGAUCUGUGUCUUGUAACAUAGUUAUGGCAUUAGGGGGCGAGGCAUCUCAAGGUGCCAGGUUUGCUAUCCAACUUAUAUCAUACAUAGAAUGCUCAGGAUUGUCAGGAAUUCAAAGUGAAUUUGAUAUUUAAGGCCAAAAUAGCCAAAUUGGAAGCAAAGCUGACUUGGAGAUUUUUUCCAGCAUGGCUAUCUUGGCCUUAAAAUUUAAAUUCACUUGGAAUUCACGACAGUUCUCACUGCCAGUCCCUUUUCAGGAAAAGGGCAGGAGCUAUCAGAUUCUAAAUGAAGCAGGCAGCUUUUUAACAAAAAUAAUCAUUUUACAUAUAUUAAGGUGAUUUUAGGAAUCACUGUUUCUUUAAAUUUUGCAGCUAUGCAUCUUUCAAAAUCCCACCUGCUUCACAGCAGUCCUAAAAACAAAGUGUGAGUAGGGGGGAGAGUGGGGGAAAUGUAGAAGCACCUAUUUCGUUUUUUAGAUUUUUUUUAUUUUUUUUAAUUAUAAACAUUUUAAACCGGUUUUCAUUAUUCCAAGAGUUACUGUCCCUAAAAAGGCUGGCUCUGUUAUUUGAUCAUUAUUAAUUUUACAAACAUUUUUCUCAUCCCAUGUCGUAUUUCUCAUCCCAUGUUGCUGCCUACUGACUGUUCUUGUGUCUGUCUAGGGCAUGCCAAAACAAUGGGCCCUGCUUCUACAGACCUCAAAUAUCACCAAAUCGGAGCAGAAGAAGAACCCGCAGGCUGUGCUGGACGUGCUGGAAUUUUACAACGCGAAAAAAACCUUGAACAGCCAAAAAUACAUGAGCUUCACAGGUAAACGUUCCAAAACUAGGAAACGUCCAGUCCACAUUCUCACCUACCUACCAUGUUACCCACCUUCUCUCCUCUUUAAUCUUGCACUCAUUCACUCUCCUUUCAUUACCACUUUCUUCAUUCCUUCAGUCCAGAUUGCUCCCCAUUUCAGAGAUUUCACAGAUUUUUCACCUGUCCACCAACUUAGUAGAAAUCGUAUGAAGAUUACAGGAAGACAGAUUUUUUUUUUUUACAGGAAGAAUUUGUUAUUUUAUGGUUUUCCUGACCCCUACGAUUAAGUCUCCCCUUUGGUUUAAGAGAUAUUCGGAGGGGAAUCCCUUCUGUAAUUCAUUACGUGAUCAUUUUGGGGUUUUUUUGGAGUGAAACUCGCCCACCCUCUGUCAGCAGUUUCCAAGCCCUGACAUUCCUGAUAAGCCGCCUGCCUUUUGUGAAGUGGGAAUUGCACAAGCAAAGCAAUAGAUGCUAAUUGUUUCCGAUAUGAGUCAUGAGCAUGCUCCCUCGCCUCACUCAGGAUGUGAUGCUGAGUUCUCUUGCUAGCUUCAGGCAUGACCAUAUUGUUAGCGUUGGCUGACUUUCCAAAAAUGUCUCCUCUACUGUGAUUGCUCAGUGGGGCUUAGCUGUGCGACGGCCGCCAGGCUCGAACACAAUCCUUGCUCUCUGCCUGCAUCUAGAAACCUCCUUUACUGGGUCCACCAACCAAUCACAGGUAGGACAGGUGUGAGCCCCCGAGGCUAGCUUUUCUCUGUAGUUAUUAAAGGACUCAUCACCACUGACAUGCGUGAUGCAUGAUCAUUUAGAACAAUAUUUCCUGUUUUAGAAGCAGAGUUCAGUUUUUCUUUUAUUCUGCAGUGGAUAGUAAAUGGUUGACUUAAAGGGAUACUCCUUAUGGGGCUAAUGCUUUAAACAAAUGCAACAUUGUAUUAAAAAUAUUUUUUUUUUUAAAUAUUUUUUUAAUGAAAAUCUUCAGCUUCUUCUGAGACCAGGAAUUGGCUGCAUACUGUGAGCCAAUCCUGGGCUCUUCAUUAUUGUCAGCAGGGGUUAAGCAUUUCUUAUAAAGUUCUUCUGAGCCAUAAUUUGAUAAGGAGGCAAACAUACUGUAAAUUGUAUUUCCUCCACAGUUUUAGCUUUUGUAGUCAUGUCAUUUCUUUGAAAACAAAUAUCCUUUGUGUGUAUAAUAUUUUAUGUUCAAACCUGUCUAUGCCUCACUUUUAUACAGAGAAUUCAUUGGACGCAUACAAUUCAACAGUGAAUUUGGUAAGUUCUUUUUAACCCACAACCCUUUCUUUUUUUUAUAUAUACAUUUUAUUGUGGUCCAGUCCCCCGAGAUAGACUGCACAUUAAACUAUGUGUGUGUUAUUGUUCCAGUCUGUUAAAAUGUCGUUAAGUUAAUCUAUAUACCUGUAAUUACCCUUACUGAUAUGCACAGUCUGACUACAAAAUAAUAGAGUUACAGCAGGGCAAUGGCUGGACCCAUUUAACUGGCUGGUACAAAUACAAUAUAAUUUCUCAUUAAAUAUUUAUUCUUGGUAUAAGAUAUUUCUCGAUAUUAUUUGGUACAGUACAUGAAGCCUAGGUGAACUCUCUUCAUUUUGACAAGCUUGUUCCCAGUUCCAUGAAAGGCAACGGCUUUGAUGGCAAUUUUUCAGAAGGGGCUGAGCAUUGUUCAAACAUUCACAAAUAAUAUUAACACUCACAACACUGCUUCUUGUGAAGAUGGGGGGCAUUUGUCAACCCCUCCACCCCAACCAUUAUUUAGAGAACUGUGGAGCUUCACAUCUCUCUCCCUUUUUAUUGCAGCCCUCCCACAGCACCGGGGAUGGUGUUGAGGUCAGAGCCAUCAUGAAUCUCAAAUGUAUCACUGGUCACUUGUGUUCAGUCCCAGCUUUCUGAAACUGGUGAAUGUGUUAGAAUGUGUAUCCAUUUGGCACAUUCACUAAUAUUUGUAGUUAAAUGUACAUUUCCUGAGUUCAUUAACUCAGAUAAUUGUCACUUUACAUACAUUUACUCCUAGAUCCCAUACAGUAUUUUUUCAUUAUGUAGGUCUUCUUAUAGCACUAGACACAUGCCUGCACAAUCUGUGCCCCCCCACUCCCUGGAUAUUUUGAACUGCAAAGCCCAUGAUUCUUUGAAUGAAACAGAUAGCCAGGGAAUCAUGGGAGUUGUAGUUCAAAACAUCUGGGGGAGGGGAGUAGGUUGUGCAUCCCUGCACUAGAGGCUGUACAGUCAUUUUGAAAGGGGAACCCAGUAACCUACAAAAUAAUGAUUUGCUGCCCCAGAACAUACAGCACAUUUUCGAAAUGUGCUAGCAAUUUCCUCCGUUUUCCACCCCCUCACUCAGUAAUGUUGAGUGCACGUUAUGGUGAUGCACUUCACCCAGAUUAAAUAAAUCUGCUAUGAAUGGUACAUCUAUGAGUAGCCUACUGACCAGAGGUCCUGUUUUUUUUUGUCUAAUACACAGAGUACAUUUUCCAAUUGGUCGUUUGUCUUUAUAUCCUGACAAUACAUUUAGCACCAAGCAUGUCGUUUAACCAAUUCCUUUGUAGACAGGGAUCCUAUCAUGUGGUAUGGCUCCUUCACUCCCAGUGGGCAUAUAACUAGUCUCUACUCCCCUUCUCGCUCUCCCCGUGGCUCUUCUACCCUCCUACUUUGUCGGUGGCUCGUCAUUGCUCCUAUUUUUGUUAUCUCUGUGGCUCUUCUUCUCUCUCAAUCUCACUUUCGUAGUGGCUCAUAUUCUCUCUCACUCUUGAUAAAGACAUAUUUUUUCUUUUCAUAAAAUUAUAAGCUCUACUUGAAGGAAAACAAUAUAUGUUUACUUCUUGCUCAACGUACUAGGACAAACUAACAACAAGCAAACUAUUUGCUUUCAUAGUGAAACACAGCACAUACAGACUGCAGGCACCAUGACCACUUCAAAUACCUUAAGUGUUCACGUGCUUGUAGUAAUCGUUUAAAUGUCUACGAAGGCUAGUGUUAUCUUUUUUUCCCCCUCUUACUAUUUUUGCACUUCUGUCGAAAGACUAAUUUUUUUAUCUAGAACAUGAAAAUAGAUAUGUUUGUGCAGGGAGUUGGAAGCGUGUUUUUCUCUCUGUGUUUGUGUAUAAUUGUAUUAUUUUUUGUAAUAUGUGCAGAAUGUGAAGUCCGUUUCAGAAACGCCAACUGUACCGCAAGUGUCAGAAGAUGAAUUUGAAGUAGAUGAUGACGACAGUGAAGCUGCUCCCCCACCUGUUGUCGCCCCACGCCCAGAACAUACAAAAUCGGUGAGUAUAAUGUAGGAUAUAGAUCUGAAGUUACAGAAAAAAAAAUCUCUUACUUGUUUCCCAUGUCCAUGGGGCUUCUAGUGUAGAUCCUGGUAACGUUUUGAUUGCUCCCUUUUAAUGGGAUUAGUUCUUUAUUGUACAAUGUGCAUUAUAUUAAAGGGACACUCCAUACACCUAGAUCACUUAAAAGUGCAGAUUUCAAUAUCAAUAGAUACUUUUAUAAAUUGAAAAAUGUAAAUCCAAAUUGUGGGCAACAUAAAAUAGUAAAGAAAUUUAUAUAAAAAUAAAUUUUAAAAAAAGACAGACAGCAACCCAAAUCAGAACGAAUAAACAGUAGAAUACUUUAAAUGCAGAAUUCUGGUGCGCGAAGAAAAAAAAUAUACAAAUUAAAAAUAUUAAUAUAUUUUAACCCAAACAUUGUUUUUUGUUUAAAAAAAAUACAAAAUCAUGUGAUUAGGGAAAUUCUCAUAUGUAGCAUAUAAGCACUAAAUAGCAAGAUAUCGAGCAAAGAUGCAGUGUACAGCUGGUUAUUUAACCUGAAUGCAGUAUAACUACAAACAAAUAAGCACUGAAUAGCAACAAUGUAGCACAAUCUAAACAAUUGUAAUACCAGACAGAUUGGUUAUAAAUUAUUGUAGAAAAAGUUACAGUAAAUGAUCAGAUGGAUCUACUUGGGUCACCUAAACAGUGCAAAUCAUGUCCAGCAGCACUUAGCUAGGCACUGUACCUGCAGUACCUGUACCUAAACUGAGGACCCCAAAUUAGAUUUUAAUAAAGGCUAUAAGAGUCCAAAAAAGACAGAUGUAUGCAGUCAAUGAAAGAAUACAAUAAGCUCUGUAGCUGCUACCUAAAAGGGUGAGCCCCCAUUGUAGAACCUAAAUCGUCCACCAAGCUGCAACGUCCCAAAAGGUAGAUUCCAGUUGAAGCUGUAAUUCUCGGACAAUGUGAUCUGUAGCGUCUGCUUUCAAAAUUCCACCAAACAAGACGACAAGCCCAGGGGCAGAGAUUGACAGCCAUCCUGAAUAGAUGCCAUCUCUAACAGCUCCUCAGCAAAAACUCUUUUUGCAUAAUGUACUGAUUAUAUUAUUGUGUUCUGUUGUACACAUUCUUGCAUACUUGAACAUGACGCAAAAACAAAGAAUUAUAAAAGAAGACAAGCCCAAAAAGGCCUGAUAGUGUAAUCUACACACCCACAGUCUACGUGUUUUGUCUCUUCAAGAGCAUUUAUCAAGACGUUGUUAUUGCGUCUUUUUGGGUUUGUCUUCCUAUUGUUUGUCGGGCUUUCGAAAUUUAUAGCAGACGCUACAGGUGACAUUGUCCAUGUAUUACAGCUUUUUGAUGCAUACAAAAUCUGCAUUUAUACUUUUAGAAAUUAAAAUUAAUUUUUUAAUUAAAUAUAAAUCGAAAGAAUCAAGGGAGUUUUAGUUCAGCUAAGCACCUGUGUGACCUGCGAGCUAGUCUGUACUCUCCUCUUUUUCUUCUAAUAGCCCCUUCUUCCCUGGUGUGUGUUAAACCAGAAGCUAACGGCAGUAUAUGGCUGCCAGGACGCCAUUCCUGGAAAGUUAGCACAUUCCACUUUGGGCGGUGUUUUAAGAUAAAUACACACUCAGCAGCUGCAGUGGGGUCAAUAAUGUUUCAGACUGCCAGAAUCUGGGCGACUUCACUUCAUCUCGUGUUCUGUGUGACCAUGAACGAACGCUCCACCAUGCUGGAGAAUUGAAGAAUUUGUUCCACGUUCACCGCGGGCUUGAAACCGAGCCUGACAAUGAUGGAAAAAUAAAUCCAACAACAUGGAUAACAUACAUCUGGUAUAAGCUGAUUUUCCUACCACAGACCUUCACACAGUAGAGUAGAAGCAAGUAAAAAUGUGUGAACUGACAUAACCACCAGUGUGUCAAAACGCUGUUUUCUUAUGGUGUCAUAAGUUUCAUUUCAUGAGCCAAUAAAAUGAAUACAGGCCAACUUCCAGUGCCUUUUGAGAUUUCUAGAGUUUAGGAAUGAUACAGAGAGCAUGUUAAGAAGGUGGUUCAAUAGGACAGUGGUACUCAGUUGCACUGUCAACAAUACCACCCAGUUUGUCAGUUCAAAUGUCUGGCAAAGUUGUAGUUCUCGAUAUACAUUUCUUACGUUUUUACUGCUGUUUUAUGCAAGAAGUAAACAUGCCCGAGCCCUCAAAGGACCAUAUCGAACUACUGAUGGUAAGGGUCUGAUUACCUAACUUUGAGAACCAAGAGCAUGUUACCACCAUAACAUCCUAACGUUCAUGCUCUUGGCAUUCCAUGUUAUGAUAAUAGAAGAUGAAAAUAAUUCUUUCAUAUGUGUGCCUCACACAGACUUCAUUCUGAUUCAGUGCUUUAGUAGAUUGACAGACACUCAAUUCUGUUCUUCAGAAUGUCUAAUGCUCUCUAGUCUGAGGCAUAAGAAAUGUCUUACGGCAAAUAGACUAACAACUGGGCACGUGUCUUUUCAGGUGUUGAAGUUCCUGCUUGGCAGACAAGCGUGCUUGCCUAAAUAAUAUGAGCUGCCACGUGGUUCAAUAUGUUCCCCUUAACCUCCUGCUUAACGUCUUAGAAUAUAUAGACCUUCUGUGUCCCAUAUUGUUCAAAUAGUCUAACUAUCAAAGACAUGGUUCUGGUUUCUGUUAGCUCUAUAACUUCAGGGUGUCCCAGAGAGUGUUCUUAUGAUGUUUUUUUAUUCUCAAAACAUAUACCUUGAAUUACCCAGUAAGUCCACAUAGUGCUGCAUAGCAAUGUACAUUCAUUCACAUACACGGUUAAGAUUUAUUUUAACAAUUAGAAAUGUUUUCAGAACUCCAAGAUCACAUUAUUUUUCCUUAGUACACAUGUCAGUACUAUGUAUAUUGCAUGAUUUUUAAAAAACUUUUUUAUUUUUUAAAGAUAUAUUAAGACAUUCAAUGCAGCACGAGGGAUCUGCUCGGUACAAUACACACAUCUUACAACGGUAACAUUAAUAUGCAAUACUGAAGAUAUAAUCAUAGAUUAUUCUCCUUAUUUGAUUUUUAUUUUAAACUUCUAUCAUCACAAUAUAUAAAAAAAAAAAAAACUAAGCAAAAAGUAAAAAAUAGAGACAAAAAAAAUGGAGUUGAAAUGCUAAAUAAUGGGUUGAGUAAAAAAGACAAUCUUAAAACCAUUUAGAAAGUAAAAAAAAGAAGGGGGAGAUUAAAAAGGCAGUAGAAUAAGGUGACUCAAACACUCAUAGUUUGGUAGGAUGUUCAUAGGGUGGCAGAGUCAGCACACCAGAUCAGACACCCAGAAGUCCUUAAAUCAGACAUGCGCAGUACACAAUCCAUGGAUGCCAAGUCAUAUUAUCAGCACCAAGAGUCCCUCUGAGACUUGUAGUCAUCUCCUUCAUAUUGUAAACAAGUCUAAUUUUGUCCAUUAACUGUAAUGUAAACACUGCAUUUUCGCUGAAAAGACCGUGUUUACUGCAAAAAGCCCAAAGGGAAUGAUUCUACUCACCAGAACAAAUACAAUAAGCUGUAGUUGUUCUGGUGACUAUAGUGUCCCUUUAAUGAUUUGUGGUUUUAGCUUUCAUUUACUGUAUUGUACAGUGUCACACAGUAUAUAUUGCAUAGGACAUGCAUGUUAACGAUAUCUACUUUAAAGGGACACUAUAGUCACAUGAACAACUUUAGCUUAAUGAAGCAGUUUUGGUGUGUAGAACAUGCCCCUGCAGCCUCACUGCUCAAUCCUCUGCCAUUUGUUUAUGAACCCUAGUCACACCUCCCUGCAUGUGACUUGCACAGCCUUCCAUAAACACUUCCUGUAAAGAGAGCCCUAUUUAGGCUUUCUUUAUUGCAAGUUCUGUUUAAUUAAGAUUUUCUUAUCCCCUGCUAUGUUAAUAGCUUGCUAGACCCUGCAAGAGCCUCCUGUAUGUGAUUAAAGUUCAAUUUAGAGAUUGAGAUACAAUUAUUUAAGGUAAAUUACAUCUGUUUGAAAGUGAAACCAGUUGUUUUUUCAUGCAGGCUCUGUCAAUCAUAGCCAGGGGAGGUGUGGCUAGGGCUGCAUAAACAGAAACAAAGUGAUUUAACUCCUAAAUGACAGUGAAUUGAGCAAUGAAAGUGCAGGGGAAUGAUCUAUGCACUAAAACUGCUUUAUUUAGCUAAAGAAAUUUAGGUGACUAUAGUGUUCCUUUAAACCCUUUCCCAAAAAAUGUUCUUUACAGAUCCGGUAAUAUCAUGAUGGUUCUGACACAUCAUCUCUUAUAAAGGGGUUAAGUUUCAAUCCAGACUUUACAGACGCAAACUAGCAGCUCAAUAUCUACUAACGUGUCAUUUAAUCCCGACUAGGUAUAAAAUGUAGACUCCCGGCAUUUGUAAGCAAUAAUUAGCACAGUACACAGAUAAUGUAUCUGUGCUAGAAUAUAUAUUACAGAAAUAUUGGAAUAAGCAAGACCACACUGUGGCAAAUCUCAGGAGCCGUGGCUCAGAAAAUAGUGGCUUACGCAGUGCCAAUCUCCAGGCAUCCAGAGAUUUGUGGUGAUCCCACUACAGUCUAUUGUAUUUGUAUCCCACUAGACUAAACACCCAACGUUUCCUUUGUGUGCUAGUGGCUAAUUGUGUAUCUGUAAUCUACUCAAUGUUUGAUCUGUCUCCUGCCUGCCGGCCAUGUUUUCAACCCAACGUAACUUAAUGUUGUGUUAAUAUGUAAUUAGAGCUGAUUGGCUCUAAAUUAUGGCCUGCGAUAAUCGUGGUGAUGACCGAUAAUGAAAGUGUUCUUUAUUUAAUGUAGCUUAAGUAAAAGGUUGGAGUUGCUGACAAAAUAAGUUCCUCACCGCGCUGUGUCUGGCUGCGAGAUUUUACCCCUCUCCGUCUGCUUGACAGACAUAUUAUCAAUAAGAGGUAGCUCAGUUGCUCUGAUUGUACCCUGAAUGGAUGAUGUAUUUUUUGAAAUUUACUCUCUUUGACUGAAGUGAUAGGAUUCCAGAAAAACCUUCUCUUGCCAAAAUAUUUUUAAUUUCUAGAUCCCAUUUUUGCAUCAUCAUUGCCAAAUUUUGUGUUUUCCAAAUCUGUCCUAAGGAUCCAACAGUCAUAAACUAAUAAAAAGGUCUAGUUUAGGACAAGUGAAUAAAUCAGGGGUUCAGUCCUUUGCACAAACCUCUGAACUUCUAGAGAUGAUCAUGUCAGUAGGUUGGCAUAUCGGUCACCAUCACAUAUGUCAAAUUCCAUGUGCAGGGUUUUCAAGGUGUAUUCUGGUUUUCUAGAUCUAUACGCGCUCUGUUAUCGAUCCGCUGCCCCCUCCGACUGACAACGAUGUGGCAAACACUCCUUCCUCUGAAACUAAGGAAAACAGCGUGGAACCCAUGCAGGCAGCAGCCAAAACCACAGAGAAGUUAAAGAAGAAGCCCAAGAUGUCCGAUGAGGAGAUUCUGGAGAAAUUACGUAGGUGUCCUUUAUUUCUAGAAUUUUGGGCAAUUUCGUACAAUGCCUCCCUCUUUUUGGCACCUCACGGGGGGAUGUUCUAAUGUGAGAUCUUGCCGGUACCUCGACAUUGCAUGGAAUGUUGUCUAUGUGGUACUUUUAUAAAUCUAACUAUAUGAAGAUUAAGUUGAAAAGGGUUCUAGUUACAUUCAUGUGCCGGAGUCAAUCUCAGAACUGGUACUUCAAUGUCUCCUUUGAAAAAACUUUGCUCAUACAGAUAUUGAAUAUUGAAAUAUUAAGGGCGCCUUGAACUGAAAAGGUUUGGGAACCACUGGUUUAGACAAUGCAUUAAAUGUGUAGAGUUAAAAUGAAAAUAUAUUUUAAAAAAAUCUCUUCUUUGAAAAUUGUUCAUUUGCUGCAUAUUCCCAGGAUUUGUAUCUGCUACAGUGAGCUGUUCCCAGACCAGGAAGCAGUUGAAAAACAAUUUUUUUUUUAUAAUAGUGCACCAUGUCAAGUAGGGAUAAUACAUUCUAUAAGACCAUUAGUGGAAUUUUCUGUAUCCACUCAACAGGACUUUUUUGAAGCCAAGAUUUGGGGUUUUCAUUGGUUAUGUCCUAAUGCCUCUUCCCUUGUGUGCGUUUUGUGGGGUAUUUUGGAACCCCAUUGUAUACUUUCUGGUUCCUAAAUCCACAUUUUGCUUUUUCACAGGGAGUAUUGUAAGCAUAGGAGACCCCAAGAAGAAGUACACACGGUUCGAGAAGAUUGGCCAGGGGUAAGUCAUGCAGAAACAAUAUGAAUCAUCCAUUUAACCCUUUGAGCCUAAGACCCUGAAGAAACUUAUUAACAAAAGUGGUGUGUGAUGAAAAUCCACACAGUAUGUAGAAUUAUCCAUCAAUCCGCAUUUAUACUUUAAAUCUAAAAUUAUUUGAAAUAUGUAAAAAUUAAAUAUUUAUUUUUUACAGAUGUGUGCAGGCCGUGUAAAGACGUUUUAAAAAAAUAUUUUAAAAUAAAUACUUUGUUUGUGGUCAGCUCACCACGUUAGAGGCUCGAAUCCUGGAGAUUGGUUUAGCAUUGUUGUUGAAUAGGAUGAAGGCAUUCCUGAUUAAAAAGACUUUGCUUAGUUUGGGAGGUUAACGUGAUAGGUGAUACCAGCAACAUCUGUUCAGCAAUUCUGAGCAAAGAGACCGCCAGAUCAUGUUUCCUAAAACAGUCUACUUUUGAUUGUGCCCACACUAAUAAUCAGUGAAAUUAAGAUCUCCUAUUACUGCCUGUCAUUACCUGUUUGUCUGCUUCGAUAGACAUCCGAGUUGCAGAUGUGUCAUUAUUGAAAAUGUACGCUUUAUUAUUUGGCUAAAUAGUUUUAAACCUUUGUGCUCUCUCUCGAACAAUUAAUAUUUGAGUAUAUGGACUAACCUAGUACAGCACCAGUUAACAAAGAAACUGGAAAGAUUCUAGCCUUGAAGUGCAUGCCGCUUAAAGGGGCACCCUAAGCACCAUAACCAGUACAGCUCAUGCUGCUUAAAGUAUUCUUUUAUUUUAAGAAAUAGGGUUGAACACUGCACCCAAAAAUAUAUCGGUUAGAUUGAGAACUUUUAGAAGAAAUGUACAAUAAUAUUAAUGACAAAAUAGCUUUUGGGGUUUGCUAGGGCUGCAGAAACAAAGUGAUUUAACCCCUUGAGGACUGAUGACGGUUCAGGAGCGUCAUCAGAAACAUCCUUUUGAGGACUGAUGACAGUCCUGACCCGUCAUCAGUCCUCAAGGGGUUAAAUCACUUUCUGAACCGUCAUAACGUUAAUUAUUACUUGCCCGAUCGCCGCCGUUCCCCCGCCGAUGAGCGGUCACAUGGCCGCAAUAGGCGUCCAGGCAGUCUCCCUGCAUCUGUUAAAUAAUAAAAAAAAUAAUGUUAAUAAAUAAAAAAUUAAUAUAUGUGUGUGUAUAUAUAUAUAUAUAUAUUUUUUUUUUUCUUUUUUUUGUCAUUCUAAGUGUAUUUUUAUAUUAAUAUAUACAUAUAUUUCAUAUAUUAAUAUAAACUACUUAUAAUUAAAUACACACACAUAUAUAUAUAAUAGCUAUAUAUAUUGUAUAUACAUAUUAUAAAAAAUAAAUAAUAAUGAAAAAUAAAUAAAAAAAUGUAAAAAUAAUAAUAAUAAAAAUAUUUGUGUUUCAAAACAGUAAAACAUAUCACAGCAAAGAUAUUGUCAGUGAAAGUGAAGUUUUGUGCAUUUUUUACACACAAACUGCACUUUCACAGAUGAUAUACUUGUGAUAAGUUUUACUGUUUUGAAACACUAAGAUUGGUGUUCAGCAAAGUCCCCCGAGUAUAAUAGUACCCUGGGGUACUAGGGUACAGGUUUUAUAGUGUUUUUGAAACAGGUUUUAUAGUGUUUUUGAAAGUUACAGGGUCAAAUAUAAGGCUUGAUUUUCCGUUUUUUCACAUUGAAAUUUGCCAGAUUGGUUAUGUUGCCUUUGAGAGCGUAUAGCAGCCCAGGAAUGAGAAUUACCCCUAUGAUGGCAUACCAUUUGCAAAAGAAGACAAGCCCAAGGUAUUGCAAAUGGGGUAUGUCCAGUCUUUUUUAGUAGCCACUUAGUCACAAACACUUUCUAAAGUUAGCGUUCAUAAUAGUUUUUUGCAUUUUUAACACACAAACAAAUAUAAAUGCAAACUGGCCAGUAUUUGUGACUAAGUGGCUUCUAAAAAAGACUGGACAUACCCCAUAUUGAAUACCCUGGGUUGUCUACUUUAAAAAAAUAUGUACAGGUGGGGUGUGAUUCAGAGAUUUACGGCAGUGUUUCAAUGUCACUAUUGAUAAAUUUUAAAAAUAUAUAUUUUGAAACAGCCCUAUAACUUGCAAAAAACAAGCAAAAACUCUAAGAGAAUAAAACGGCAAACACCUCAUUGUUUUACUAAUGUAUCCUAAGAGAAUAACAUUGGUACAAUAAUCAAUUCAAUCAAUAUACAAAGUUACAAUAAUAAGUGAGUUAACUGCAAAACAAACCUAAAUCUUGAUUUACAAUUUAGUUUGGCAAUUGUUCUCAACCAAUAGUAAGAGACGGUUAAUAGUAAAGACUGCUAUCUAUAGUUUUGUCUUGAUCAUACUGCCCGGUAAAAGUUGUGAUUAUGGAAUGCAUCGUCGGCGUAUUGUUUGUGUUUGUUGUUGUUGUUUUUUUUUUUGUCUGCUGAAGGACAGAUGGCUUUGAACCUUGUUUUGACCAUUUGUAAAUUUGUGUAAAAUCCCCCACUUACAGGAAUGCAUGCCGAAAGCAAAACUGUAACAGUUUCGCUGGGUUUGAUAACGUCAUUGUUGACCUGGUUUUGGGCCAAAGAACAUGUAGCAUUUUCUUAGAGCCGGGGAAUGCCCCAUCUUGAUUAGCUGCAUGAAUGUUCUCUUUGUCUCCUGUCUGUGAAGGUUCAGCUCGGCCCAGCCUGGCCAGACUUUAGAGAAACUCUAUUAAUGGAUGACAGGUUAUAUGCCCCUCCCCGUAAAUAGGUCGUAGGACCCAACUUGAGUACAACAAGUCAAGCACAAGUUUUUAAUUUUGCUUGUCCUUAAUCUUACAUGCCAAUCAUUCUGACCGACUACUUGUGGCAAAUAUUCUCAACGUAUUACUAUUUUUUACAGCAAUAAGCAGGUCCCCUUCAAAAUGUCACGUUCUUGAUCAUAAUGUACUGUACUAAAUAUCAAGUCUCUGCCUUGGCAGCUUAUAAAAAGCCUAUCCACAGGUUUAUUAACUAGUUUAGACUGAUAGUUAAGGGAAAAGGGAAACUGCUCCUCUUUAAUUCCUGGCGAUGACAUCACUGCUGUACUCUCACGCAGUGGUGGUGGCUGUCGGGAUUGACUCUUAGACUUCACCUCGAGUCUUAGAAAUUCAGGCAGAGGAUAAAUACCGUGAUAAAGUAGUCCCUACUUUUUCUCUAUAUCUCGCUUGACUGGGUUGGAAUUUCAGUGAAAUAAAAAUUAUUCUAAGUUUAUGAAACACUCACUAUCGGGGGUGGGGGAGCACUUUAAUUAGCUUUUGGUAAAUGUAUACAGUUUAUAAUAUUAUCAUUGUCUAACCAACCGAAUCCUGUCUCUUUCUAUCAAACAUCAGAGCAUCGGGUACAGUUUACAUUGCGGUCGAUGUAGCAACGGGACAAGAGGUAAAUGCUUUAAGCAUGUUUCUUCUUUGAGAAUUCUGCAUCUUUUAGUAUUAUAACAUUUUCUGCUUACAUCUACAUAACAUGACCACGCACCUUUAAAUGCUAUCACCCUAAACUGUCUUCUGCAGGCUGAGCAUCAUGGUAAUUGUCGUCUCACUGUCUUAGUAACACUAACUUUCAGCUGCAGUCUGUUUUUGUAAAACACGUUUGUGUUGAGUAAUGCCAUAGUCUGUUUCUGAACACACGUCGUUGGAUCUGCAUUUACACUGUUACUCUGACUUCCAUUGUCUCAGUUCUGCCUUCUAAUUCUGUCUACUUACAGGUGGCAAUUAAGCAGAUGAAUCUACAGCAGCAGCCAAAGAAAGAGCUAAUUAUUAACGAGAUCCUUGUAAUGAGGGAAAACAAGAAUCCAAAUAUUGUAAAUUAUUUAGACAGGUAAGUCACAUGACUACAAAUCUAUUAAUACACUUAGUCAUCUUUAAAUGUAUGGGUAAUUCUAAAAGCAAUCUGUCCUGCUCGCCACAUGUCUUAAAUUUCUGUCUGUUUCCUAAUUUGCCUUGCACACUCUCAUACCUAUACGCAUACAAAGUUUGACAUUGCGUACAUUUACUGCACACACAUUCAGCAAUGCUUGCAUGCAUGCACACAUCUGAUUUGGGGUACACACAUUCAACAUUGGAUACAUAUACCCACGCACACAUUUAACAUUAUGUACAUGCAUUUUCGCACACACUCGAUUUGGCAAACAUUCAUCCACACACACAUUCGACAUCUCAUGUACAUGCAUCUGCACACACAUUUGAUAUCGCAUACAUGCAUCCACACACAUUCAUCUUUGCAUACAUACAUUCGCAUGCAUAUUGAUAUCAUGUACAUAUACAUGUGACAUUGUAUCCAUGUAUACACACAUACAUUAGACAUUGCAUACAUGUAUCUCCACACACGUUCCACAUCACGUGCAUGCACGCCCACACACAUUCCGCCUCGCACACACGUGAUAUUAUGUAUAUACAUCAGCACACAGAUUCAACAUUGUGUACAUACAUCUGAACACACAUGCACUGAUUCAAACCCAAAGCUUUUGUAGGUCAUAGGAAAUGGUCACAGUCCUUUAUAUCGCACAGGCCUCUUUAGCUUCUUUUCAAGGAUCCCUUGAUAUUCCUAUGUAAUAAAUUGGUUUGGGAUCAGAUUUUUGUCCUCCGUAUAUCAGUGUGAAUAUCAGGCAGCCUGGAAUUUUGUGAGCAGCUUGCCUGCCAUGGGAUAUUCAAACAUUUCCAGGAUCCAAAAGAUAUUCCAUAACAAGACACGUGUAUUUAAACUAGACCACGUCUGAGUGUAGAAAUCAGCCACGAGGAGUUCCAUGAGUCAUCAUGUCACUAAGGAAGAAACUUUCUAGCCAUCCACUCACAUAGAGCCCUGCCACGUAGUAGCGCUUGUUUCCAGCUGUCCUUCUGCGAGUGUCCCUCUCAUGUCUCUGUAGAUUUUAUUGACCAAUUGUUGCUCUUAGUGACUGUGACAAUAUGGCGUCUCUGCUACAGAAGGUUAUCGUCCGUGGAUAUCGUAUGUUAACCUGCACAGCUAAUUGCUAUGCUAAGCACUAAGACCCGGUACUUUGAAUCCUGUAUCCACCGGCAAUACAGGAUAUACAGCACUGAUAGUUCUGGUUCAUAUAGGAUAUUCUAUCUAUCUAGUCCACUGGCAAUUCGCUAUGAGGAGCUAAUCUACAGUGGAUGAUAAACCGCAAUAUACCAGGAUGCUUCAAGAGACACACAAACUCCUUGUUGGCAAAUCACAAACACACUUUAUUCUGGUUCAUAGACACAAUAUAUAGCAGUUCUCUAAAUAACACAUAAACAACAGUGACCAAUCAGGGAUAUGAGAGGCCCAGGGGAAAAUUAAAUCAAUUAUAACAAAGUAAAUAUCAGAUAAUAGAGUCUACAUUAAAAGAGGCUAUUCAAUUACAGAUACACCAGACAACAGGUAAUUUUAUUAAAAAUAUCAAACUCUAAUUAACAGAAGGUACAGGUAAAUCCAGACAAAAGGGUAAAAAUGAAUCCAAUUAACAGACCUCACUCUGUCUCCCUAAUUGUGUACGGAGGAUGUGCCAUUUUGCCUGACUCAUUUACUGUGACACUGUAAUCCUACAGAGUCUGCUUUACCGCUAGAAUUAUGCUUUGUACAUAAAGCAAUAAGGAGACAUGGUUAUCGUACCUGGCACCUUUGGCAAAACAAGGGACAACAUAGUCCUGGCAUGAUGACAGAUCAAUAACAAAAACAUUGUUCUGUUACAGUCCUGAUCGUCACAGUGACUACAGCUGCUGAUUAAUGGACUUAUGUUUCUGAUACUCAAAUAAAAUAUACUUUGCAGGUUAGUAAAAAGACUUUAAGACCUGUGGUAGAUUUGAAAUAUUUUAUUAUUUUUGUUUUAUAUAGCACCACACAUUCCGCAGGGCUUUAAAAGUCGAGAAAGGGGUGAGAGAGGCCUGGCUAAUGAGCUUAUAAUGUAUAUAAUGUUUCAGCAAGUUUGGAAAUGCCGUGUAGUAUAAGAGGGUUACAGACAUACAAGAUGACACAUAGGAAACAUUGUUUGUGUAUAGAUGUAUUCUGCUACAGAAAGAUUGAGCCUGCUGCUCCUCUGAGAGGUUCUUCUAGCAGGAAUUUGCGAGUGAUAGAGGCAGUUGCUGAGAAUACCAGUCUAUCUGUUGCCGUGCCUCAUGCUAUAUGUAGUAUGAUGUCCUGUCCCUCUGCUUUCUUCCAGUUAUCUGGUCGGGGAUGAGCUCUGGGUGGUGAUGGAGUAUCUGGCCGGUGGAUCUCUCACAGAUGUGGUUACGGAGACUUGCAUGGAUGAAGGACAGAUAGCAGCCGUGUGCAGAGAGGUACGAGAGAGCCAUCACGUUGAUUGAUUGGAGAUUGUUUAUAAUCUUGUCAAUAUUUUUUAAUAAAAUAUCUAAAAAACAAUUACAUACAUAUAUUUAUAUAUACACAAAUGACAUCCACGUUAAAAAAAGUUAUACUACUACUACCUUCCAAUCUGAUAUAUUUCAGAAACCAUAUAGAAAUCUUUUAAAGUAAUCAGAAAAAAUACAAAUCUUUUAUACUAGUUAUAUAAUGGACUGGUUCAAUAUAAACUGUCUCUUGCACUUUAAUGUUAUCUUAAAGGAGAACCAUCACUGCCGAGGAAUGUUUAGCAAAUGUGUGUUUGCAGGCUCUGAAAGAUAAAAUUAAAUGUAGAAUACCUAACCACUAUACUUAGCUCUGUCCUGGAGUCAGUGCCUCCUCCUAGUGGAAUUAAUAAGUAAUUGUGACCACUGUGCCAGUUCUGUAACAGUGCUCAAAAUUUGCCAUUGACGUGUGAUUUGACAUCUACUUGCCAUUGACGUGUGAAAAUGUAGCCCCAGUGACUAUAAAUUCACCUCUCAAUAGUGUGUCAGACACGACGCUUGCAGUGGCCAGUAACUGUUAAGGCUUGGCUAAUAGUGUGGAAUUUGAAAUGUUAAUAGUGUCAAUGUUUCACUCCAGUAAAAGUGCUCACACGUGUGCAUGUGCUCUGAGCACAAGAGCUGAGUGGAGUUGAAAAGUGUGUUCGAUGACACGAGUGUGGCUGGAUAGUGCGGUUAGCAGAUUAUUUUAUUCCUCCGAGUCCUAUAGGGAUCACUAGAUGAAUGACGUAGAUAAGCACAAAGCUGUUUUUUUUUUUUUAAAUAAAGCUAACAAUUAUUGAAAGGUUCCUCUCUUUUAUUUACACUACAAAUCACGGUGGCCUCGUGGGAAAGAGAUGUCAUAUCUAUUCUAUGACCGGCAUCUCAAACUAUGGCCUCCUAUAUGAUGCCAAACCACAACUCCCAUGAUUCCCUGGCCAUCUCUUGGAUUGAAAGAAUUCUGGGAGUUUUAGUCCAUUAUCAUCUGGUGGUCCAGAGUUUGAGAUUGCAGCUCUACACAAAUAUGAUGUCACAACAUUCUACCAGUUGGAUCAGCAGAACUCUAGACCACCUUAGUUUUUCCCACCUAUUCAACUGUUUCUCCUAACAUUACAUCAUUUAGCAAUUAGCAAAUAUGUCUAGAUGUUUCUUCUACCUACAAAGAGCAUUUAAGGACAUCAGAUUUGAUUAAAGACUGUGCGUUUGGAAGGUUAAUGAUCAAUUCCGCCUUAAUUAAUUUAUCUACAUUGCAGUUAGCUUCCUUGUUCUCUCCCAGUGAUAGAAAUAAAUGUCUGCUGAGAUGACAUGUUUACCAUCUCUUUCAGUGUCUGCAAGCAUUGGAAUUUCUGCACUCGAAUCAAGUCAUUCAUCGAGAUAUUAAAAGUGACAACAUCCUACUGGGCAUGGAUGGGUCUGUGAAGCUGAGUACGUUAAACACAGCAUAUUCUCAUCCAAAGUGUGCAACACGUUAACCAGCACUCCAAGGGUUGUACCAUAGCAUCCACUGUUUCCACUGUAGGGAAAGACAAACUCCUACUUUAAUUGUUUCAGAGGAAAGAUUUUUUGUUCCUUAUGCUACUUGGGGAUCUAAUUUUGAAGACAAACUUGCCAUUUUGCAGAGUAGACAACCUUACAACAGUUAAAAAACAUAGAUAUUCCUGUAGGUAUUAAUCAAAUGGGUAAUAAUCUAAGGCAAUUAAAGGAAAGCUCCCAGGUUUAUUGAAAAUGUCUAAUUAUUUUUAAAAGGCAAAAGUCACAUUUUUAAUUUGCUUUAAAUUUUAAUAACACCAAUAAAAAAUGAAAGUAACCCGUGCUCUGUAUAAAAGUGAGCAAUGUGACAAAGUGUGCCUCUUAUAUUUUAGUGUGUAUGAAAAGGGAUUAUCGGGAUGAUUAUAAUGACACUUUAAAACCUCACAUAUAUUUUGUAUGAGCGGCUAUGUACUAUCGACCAAUGGCAACUAAAAGCACAAAAUAUUAAGGGAAAUAAGUCAGGAAACUAUCAUUUUGGAACGUAUUAUUGUUAUUAUACAGAAAAAUGUCUAUUAAGACAGUUGCAACAUUUAGGGAACAAUAGCUAAAUUUAAAAAAAAUCUCAGCUUCAAGGAGAGUUCCUGCCGGGCUAUUUUUUAGCCCACAUGUUCCAGUUGGGAUUACAUUUUACGACAAUUCAAAGUUCAGUAAAUAAGCCUCAAAAUUUGUAGAUGCCUGGAAUAGUCUUCCAACAAAGGUUGACGAGAUCAAUAAAUUGAAAAACUCAUAGAAACCUGUUUGGGGGGGCUUAAUAAAAAGCCAUCAUGAAGCAUGUUACUCUCCUGAAAUGUGAACAUGCUGGUAAGGCUGCAGAGACACUUUUAAAGGGAAGAGUUAGGACAUUGUGGUACAUUGUGCUUUUUAAAUAGCUGGUGCAUGUAAAAUGUUCACAUUCUUUUCAAUGCAAACAACUUGUAUUUCAAGGGUUUUUAUUCCUUUAUAGCGGACUUUGGUUUUUGCGCCCAAAUUACGCCUGAGCAAAGCAAACGAAGCACAAUGGUGGGGACUCCAUAUUGGAUGGCACCAGAAGUGGUUACUCGAAAAGCUUAUGGUCCUAAAGUGGACAUCUGGUCUCUGGGAAUCAUGGCCAUCGAAAUGAUUGAGGGAGAGCCUCCUUACUUGAAUGAAAAUCCUCUGAGGGUGAGUGCUACAUUGUAACAUCCAGGAUGGAAGGGGGAUUAUGGUAUUUGAACGAUUUCUGGGUAAUGAGGACACAUUUGAUGGACAUUGUAUCAGAGUGAAAUUAUAUCAGACCUUCUCCCAGGUGAUCCUUAAGUCCUGGCAACUAUGAGUAUGGAUGGAUUUUUUAGUCUGUUCAAUAUGUUUCCCUAUACUAAGUAAAUGAUUUGUUGGUACAGCUUAAUUUUCUAUAACAGGAUGGUUAGAUCCCCAGAUGAGGCAGAACUACACCUUUAAUGGUGUUUUUCUAUGAUUUAGAACUGGCAGAGCUGUAGUUCUACCACCGAUGGAGAUCUGCCUUUGGCUGUAUUUUGUUUAUACAGUAUUAUACUAACCUUUCUGAAACGCUUGCUAGUUUUCAAGGUUUGUAUGCACAUCCUACACACAGUGCUUAAACCUGUGUUAAUCGGGAACAAAGGAUAGUAGCAUAUUACCAGACUAUUACUUAACAAAAUGCCUUUAGCAGGCAAAAUAUCAAAUAUAAAGUCAAGGAAAACUAGCUGAAGCCAAAGAUUCCAGAAAACACAGUAUCGAUAAGCCGAGUCUGGUCAAGGAGUACAGAGAUCAGGGUAGUUAGACAAGCCGAGACAGAUAUCACAAGGAAGCUACAGCAAGAAUGUAUAGGCCUGUUGGUGUUUCUUUGAUAAGACAAAAUUGUCUGAGGAUUGUGGAGUGUUGCUCACUUGGGGAGGCAAGGGGACUAGGUAAGUGGCAUAGUAAAAGGUAUGUAUCUUUACAGCUAGCUAGUUAUCGGGCUAUUUGCGUACAGCAGGAUUUCUCUGUAGAGGUCUAUAGGCGGUCUAACUCCAGUUAACCAAGUCUGUUCCUUAUCAGAUCCAGUCAGUGUGUGGUUUAAAGAAAAGGAAUGCGGAAAAGGCACAAAAACGCUUUCUUGGCAGAAUAAAAAAUAUAAAAAUCGGUUAGUUUUUGCAAGGAACAUGUUGUAAAAACCGACCGAUAUAUUAAUGUGCAAGCUGUUCUCCUACAGAAUUAAUGGAUUUUAUUCUUUGUCGCUCUGUCCUAUCAGGCACUCUAUCUCAUAGCUACAAACGGGACGCCAGAGCUGCAAAAACCGGAGAAAUUAUCAGUCACUUUCAGAGACUUUCUCACCCGCUGCCUUGAGAUGGAUGUAGAAAAGAGAGGCUCAGCCAAAGACCUUCUCCAGGUGAGCUUACGUAGGCGAGUAGACCUCCUCCAAGUAAUUAACAUGUGAGGGAUUCCUCCCAGUCAUCGUCAUCUAUGUUGCAUUAGUUAGGGCAUUUCCACCAGUAAUUUGACUUUAGCGCCAGCUCCCAUAUGGGAAAUAUAAACAAAUUCCAAAGUAAUAAAAAUCUUAAUCAGCGCAUGCAAAAAAUGGCAAGGUGCAAGCAGAUUGGAUACUAUAUAUAUUUCUCUGAACAACCAUCCACAAGACACAAAACACCAUGGUGGUCUCAGUUUGGAAUGCCCCCCUGUUUGUAACUUGUCAUUUUGUGCAGACUUUGAAAUAACGGUAUUUUUGUUUAACUUUUGGAUUACUGCUCCGGCAACUUCACAGUUAAUUGUUUGCUCAGUACGAGACCCUGGCACAGAACACCCGAACCUUUUGCUUACUGACAGACCCCUGGGAAAUCCUGUAUUGGGGGGCUUUCAUGUGAAAUGAUAAUUACUAUCUCAUUACUUGCAACACAAAGUAGUUUUUCUUUUACGGAUUAUUCCUUUAUAAAACCAAGAUGAUCUUUUCAGUCCGCCAAAAACUCACAUACACUCACUCUUAUUCUUAUGUUAAGAUGGGUCUAUGCUGCUUUAAAUUCUAUAAAUCAAACCAGAACUUUAACCCCUUAAGGACACAUGAUAUGUGUGACAUGUCAUGAUUCCCUUUUAUUCCAGAUGUUUGGUCCUUAAGGGGUUAAAGAAGUUACCAGGGUUACAUUUGGACGUUGGUUAUUUGGGGGGCUGAGAUUUACAGAGCUGUUAAUGAUCUAGCACAUAUUGUGUUAUUAGGUAGCUAAUCCAACUGAAUUCUGAGAAACCUUUAUAGGGGAUAACGCCUUGAGAUAAAGAUUACAUAAAAAGAGGAAAGAUUGUUUCUCAGAGAAAGUGUGUGCAGGGUUAAAACAUAACUUUUAUUAAUAUAUUAAAAAGGAACUACAAGUGGCUAAUAGUGGAUAAAAACUUCAAGUUACGUCUAUUUAACGUAGGAAAUAUCGCUAACAGCUUUUUGACAAAACUAUAAGGGCUCUAAAAUUCUGUCUUUAGAAAGAAAGGUGUGUAAAUGAAACAUUGUUGCAACCACCUAGGAUACAGUUGCAACAAUGAUUGUAGUCAAAAGAAACAAAGAUAUCACACACACACACACAAACAAACGCACAAUCUCUCCCUCCGUGCACAUCAAACGACUUGGAGGAACACUAUAGGGUCAGGAACAAAAACGUGUAUUGCUGACCCUAUAAUGUUAAAAAACAAGUUACCUUAUUUCCAGCGCCACGCGCAUGCGCCGAUAAUGGUUGAUUUAGUAUAUGGAAGCAUUGGAUUGACUGAGCCUGCCAAGGAGGUGGGCCAGGGGAGGGGGCAGAGCCAAACCUCAUAGAGAUGCAUUGAAUCCCUGUAUACACUUUCUCUAAAAAAACACUCUUCCCUCUUUUUUAUGGAACCUUUGAUAAAUACCCAUAUUUGUUGAUCCAGAAAAAUAGCAAAAAUAAAGUAGAAUUUUUGUGGCUUAAAUCCGUUUUCUAGGGUUAAAGUUGCAGUGGAGGUAUUAUCUGAUUUGAUGAAUUAUUAUCUCCAUGUGUUAUGUCCUGUGUUUUAAAUGCUUUACUUUGGGAAUCUGUCCAAAUUGUCACGCCAAGUACCACGCUUACAUCUUCUUUGGAGCUGUUCUGUUCCUGCCCAGACGGAACCGUGCCCACUGUGAUUGGCACUGCAUUCAUUGUGAACAGACGCCUUGAAUUCAUUGUCUAAAAAUAGACUAUUCGCCUUGUUUUAGGUGACGUCAGAUGAAAGAGCACAUUGUUUGACACGUUACUGUGUCCUGUGUGAUAAUUAACCCUGGGUUGGAUGAGUAGGCCGAUAUGCUUGGUGUGAUCGUUCCUGAACAACUAACUAAAAACUAACUCUAAUAAAAUCUGCAUUUCACUGUUGAAAAGGAAAAUGCUACAUUUUUACAAAUUGUUAUGCAUGAAUUCAAUUUCUGCUUUUUUUUCUUCUUCUUUUUUCCACAACUCAUUAGGUGGCCUUUAUAUAGUAGUGCCCCUCUUUUUUUCUCCACUACCUCUUCCACCCAUGUCAUUACCCCGACACACCUCUCUGUAAAGAUAUUCUAGAUGGGAAAGAUGUAAAUUUGGUGUCUCUAUUAAUCGCCUCCCAAGAUGUAGUGGAAAUUUAGAACAUAUAAUUAUGGUGACUUACCGGUGGUGAUGAAGGCUAGAGAUCCACGUCUUAAUAAAAAAAACUUACCAUCCCCGAAUUAGUCCUAGCCUUUGGCCCACUGUAUUUCUGGGCAAGGCACAAAUCUGCUACAAUUUGAAUGCAGGGGCAUGUAGUUUCAGCGCCAGCAGGUUGUUGCAUGUUUGUUCGAUCUGCUGUAGGGCACAUGCCAGAUCCAUGUGCCCUUCAAAACUAAACCCAAGACCAUGACUAACCAAAGUCAUUAUUAACAACCUGGCACACUACUCGCAAACGCACCCUUCUUCUCACAUGGUGGAAUUCAUAAUUCACAGGUUUUCACAGGGAUUCCACACCGGGAUUGUGGCACUCACCACAGGUACACUAGAAUGCCCCAACCUGCUUUCAGGUACUAACAACCCUCUCGCGGUAGACACCCUCAUAGACAAAGAAGUUCACCAAGGUUUCAUGCCAGACCUAUUUUACUCCCCUCCUUUUUCAACGUGGCAUACUAACCUCGUUGGCAUCUCAAUUAGGAAAUACUUAAAAUAAAAAAAACUUAUGAUAACUGACUUAUCAGCUCCUCAUUCAUCAACCACCCCAAGUCUAAAUUAACUUACUCCAUCCUACGAAUUUUCUCUACACUACGCCACUGUGGACAAUGCCAUACAGGUAAUCUUAAAAGCCUCCCUCCCAGACCCUCCCACCUCCUGGACAGCUCACUAAGAAUGCAGCUUCAAAAUGGAUGCUGUCCAGGAGGUGGGAGGGUCUGGGAGGGAGGGUCUGCUGCUGAUUGGCUGGAAUGUGUCUGCAGACUGUGAGGUACAGGGUCAAAGUUUACUCAAUGAUUAGUCCGCUGCGAACCGUUCGGGACAUCACUAUCCACCAAUACUGAAACAAGCUAUAGCAGAGCUAUGCCCAUUUUCAAUCGGUUCUCAGUGGAGUUUAACACUCACAAUUUUUCAGUUUAAACCAUGAUAGCUUUUGCCGCAUUUUGCCACCUUCACCUCAAACUAUCAUGCAGUACCAUCAAACAUUAUUUUUUUAAGGACUGCGGCAUUUCACACUGACCACUGUGCCAAAUUACAUCCCUUUCUCAUCCUCAUAUCCGAUAAAAAAACAUUCUAAAAGGCAUCAGUAAAGUAGAUCAUCCCACUACUCAGAGACGGUUACCUAUUGACGGGGAAAACUCUGUACCCUAUCAAAUAUUUUGGACACCCGACCAUUCGAUCCUUCGCAAAUAUUGUCAUAAAAACAGCUAUUUACAUUGCCUGCUCUGGGUUUUUAAGACCUAGAGAGUUCACGGUGGUAGCUCAAACAGCAAUUUAUGUCUCACCAUCAAAGACAUAAAGAAAGUAAACGACUAUUGUAUUCUAUUAUUAAGACAAGGCCCUCAACCCCUCUGUUCCUGUGUGUCCAACUUGUCUGGUUACCCAUUGUAAAGCGCUGCAGAAAUCCCUUCUACCCUACCAAGAAUAAUUGGUGGCCUGUUAAAGUGCUGUAAUCAUAUCUAUACAACAUUAGAAACAAACCACCCGAGACACCGCUACUCACACUACUAGGUGGUCCCCUCACCACUUCCAAAUUCAUGUUCUAUGUCAGAGCUCUCUGCAUCAGGUUAGGUCUUUAUCCAGCCUCAUACUCUGGCCACUCAUUUAGAAUCAGGGCUGCUUCUGCUGUAUCUAGUACCUACACUCCCGUUCAUAUCAUUAAAAGGUUAGUUGAUUAGAAAUCCCCUGUAUGUAAUAGGUAUAUUCCUCAACCCGAGAAAGAAUUAAGGAAAGCGUUUAAGAAUCUUGUAUUGUAACAUAAGCAAUAAGUGCGGGUUACCUACUUUUUGCCCUCUUUUAUUACAGGCCUACCCUUACGUCGGUAUCGACACACCACUACUGACUUGUUCCAUUUAUAAUGUUAUUGCACUGCUUAUAUUUUAUGGACCACAAAUAUAUAUGUACACACAGACACACUCUUUCUCUCUCUUUUAGGUGACUGUAUAUAAGGUAGGUAAUGUGCUAGCCUCAAAGGGACACUAUAGGCGCCCAUACCACAUCAGCUCACUGACGUGGUCUGGGUGCAGUGUCCCAGGUCCCUUAACCCUGCAAAGCUUAUUAUUGCAGUUUUGAAGAAAUUACCUUUGAGAGUUAACUCCACCUCUAGUGGCUGUCUACCAGAUAAACACUAAAGACACUUCCAGCCUGUUAGAUGACUUUUGGUCGCCUAACUGACGCUCGGCGUUCUCACUCUAUGCAUGGGGACUUCCAGCGUCCUCCAAAACCCCAUAGGAAAGCAUUGUAUAAUACUUUCAUAUGGGGAAAUCCUAAAGUGAGCACGGCCAUUGCCGCACAUGCGCAUUAGGUCUCCCGCCAGCUGAUGUCAGUGGGGGAGAAGCGAAGGCGGACCCGAGUUGGAUUGAGGUAAGUAACACAGGGGAAUGGCAAGGAAGGGGGGAGCUAUAGUACCAGGAAAACGACUUUGUUUUCGUGGCACUAUAGUUUCCCUUUAAUUAAGCAACUUGCGGCAAUGAACGGUGUUACUGUAUAAAAUAGAUCUCUAAUCCUAGACAUUAAUAAUAAUAUAUGACUGUUCUAGUGAACAUCUCCCAUUUAAGUGUUCCAUCUUAUCUUCCAGCACCCGUUUCUGAAGAUCGCAAAGCCUCUAUCAAGUCUCACGCCUCUUAUAAUUGCAGCAAAGGAAGCUGCGAAAAGCAACCACUAGAUGGAGGUACCAGAUUGUGUGGAAAGGACAUUUUUUUUUUAAAUAAGUGGCUAUUUGAUUCAGCCUUUUAUUGCCACAUCGUCUGGCCACCAGACACCUGGAAUAAGAAUCAUCGUCGCUGACUGCGUUGAUGUUAACUUUUUAAGGCCAUACAUUUCUUGCACCUGACAUUUCAAGAGUCUCACUGUAGUAAAUAACUACUUUGACGUGGCUGUGACUUUUUACCGUGGACUUUUUACAGAAUCUAUUCUGCACACUGUAGGCAAGCACAACAGUUUGUCUCUUUUAACUGUGGAUUUUUUAAAAUAAUUUUGGAGCCCUGACUGUGUUGAGCUAAGUAAAUGAAAACGGUUUGUUCCCCUGUCUUUCUGGUACUGUAUUGUCUGACAUGGUUUGCAUUUUCCCAAUCUGCGCUCUACAGAGAUACUUAAAAUUAUCUGAUGGGAUUUGUUUUUUGAAUUGUAUAUAAAAGUGUAUGACUUGAUCUGUUUAAUGUAAAGUUUUUUUCUAGACACAAUGUUGCACAUUAAGCAGGGAAGUAAAAGUAUGACCAAUAGAGGGUGCUGCAUGGAUGGUUCUGGACUCUCUGAAUCUCAGUUAAUGAUAAGAGCUUGAUAUAAGGUUGUUAUUCAAGUUGUAGCCCAAUGCCUACAGAUGGACGACAAGCACAUUCCAAUGAAUAGUAUCCUUUAUCCACUAUUGUGUAUUGUCCCAAAUUAAACAUUUUAGGCCACAGCUCACUCUUUAUUAAAAAUCCCUGAUAGGAUCCUUAAAUUGUACAGGGCUAUUUACUAAACGGAGAAAUGUGUAUAAUUAUUAAGACAAUUGCAAAUUGUAGGACAAUAAAAGCUGAGCGGAAAUAUGUCAGAGUUCUAAAAUUUGAAUUUUUUCUAAAAAUUUUUUAUUUUAGCCGAACAUUUUCAGAUUGCCCUUUAAUUCUCCACCAAUCAUAGUUAAGAAAUUAAACCCCUGUUUAGUGCGUAAAUGAAUUAAUGGACCGUUAGUCACCAUGGCCACUUGAUUUUUAAUGAAGUGGUUUGGGUGCAGUGGUUCUUUAGGUUUAACCCAGGGAUAUAAAACAUUGCAUUGUUUAGAAACUGACAUUGUUUACAUUACAGUGUUCAGUCCACCUCUAAGGGCUGUCAUGCCGAAAAGCACUAGAGGCGCUUUUUCUGCACUAACUGAUUCAAUGCUUUCCUAUCGGUUAACUUGGAUGUGUGUGUGAUAGGUCCAACAUGCUUUUCUAUGAGGACCAUUGGAUUAGAACAUGCCAGAGGAGGCAAUGUCUGCAGGAGGAGAGGUAAGGAAUGUGAAGUAAGCCUCAGCGCUGGAAAAAGUUAAGCAAAAAGUUCAGUUUAUUCAUUUUUACUGCAAACAGGGAGGGGACCUAUAUGUAGCUAGGGGCAGGGGCAUUCAUCUGCUAGGAACACAGUUUUGUAUUUCUAAUGCUACAAUGUUUUUUUAAAGCGACACAAUAAUCACCAAAACAACUUUAGCUUAAUGAAACCGUUUUGAUGUAUAGGUCAUGCCCCUGCAGCCUCACUGCUCAAUUCUGCGCCAUUUAGGAAAUAGAGCACUUUAUUUAUGCAGCCCUAGUCACACCUCACUGCAUGUGACUUCUACAGCCUCCCUAAACACUUCCUGUAAAGAAAGAUCUCAUGUUUAUACUUCCUUUGUUGCAAAUUCUGUUUAAUUUCGAAUACCUUAUCUCCUGCUGUGUUAAUAGCUUGCUAGACCUUGCAGACACGUAGACUGCUAUGUGUGAUCAAAGUUCAAUUUACAGAACAGGAGAUAAAAACUUUCAAAGUAAGUUACAUCUGAAAAUGAAAUCAUUUUUUGUUUUCAUGCAGGCUGUGUCAGUCACUGUCAGAGGAGGUGUGUCUCAGGCUUAAUAAACAUAAACAAAAAUGAUUUAACUCAUAAAUGGCAAAGAAUUGAACAGUGAGACUUCAGGGGCAUGAUCUAUAUACCAAAAUUUGUUUUGGUUCCUAUAGUGUUACUUUAAGUAUUACUGGUCCUAAAGAGGUCAAAUAAUACUCAGGAAUUCUAAAGAUUGUUAAAUGAAAUUACUGUAAUUCAAGUAAUAAUUGUGUCGGUCCAUACGUUACUUUGUUUUAAAACAUUGAUUUGUGCUUAUUUCAGCACAAGCACUCCUUGAAUACUAUUUAUUCCCGAAAAAAAAGAUAAAAUAACACCAGGUUUAUUUACUAAACACUGAAUUGGUGUGAAUUAAAACACAAAUUGCUCAAGUCAGGUUAAAGUAGUCAAGCUGUAGCUAUAGCUUAAUGGAGAUUGUUCACAAAUGUGCUAUUUUGGUCUAAAUGUUUCAGUUCACUAAAAUCCAAUGUUUGGUGAAUACGUUCGAAUGCCUUUAGGGCUUUUUUCCAAGUGAUUGAACGCAGCCAGGGACCGAAGCUGGGAUUGUGGCAGUGUGUAGUGUGUGGGUGAUCCAGGCUGUUGCUGUACAACACCUGGCAUGCAGCAGGAACAGUCACGCAAGCAGAUAGGGUGCUGUUUUUUUGUUUUUUUUUAGAAACUGUAAAUCCCAGAAAUGAUAAUUACUGAUGUAGGAAAGCCAGCUAUUGGUGUAAAUCUCGAUGGAUUCUGUCCGUCGUCUCCGCAGCCUGAAGGUGAUUGAUAUUCAGUGUCCCUAUAGAGAGGACAGCUUGUAUCUCAGUCUGAUCUACGCCGUAUAAAAGGAGUGUAUUCACUGAACAGUAAAUGGAAAGUGAAUUGCAACAUUAAGGCCUAUUUUAUUGAGCUGGAAGAUGUUUUUAAUCUCAAAUUAAAUUUAAAUUCUUCUUUUCUAUUUAAUUUUAAUUGGCACAGUCUGGCUUUUUAUUAUUUAAAUUUACCUUAUGGGUUUUGUUCAUUAAACACCAAUGGGUAGUGAAUUGAUUACAAAAUUGCAAAAUCUAGGCUAAAACAGCUGGUCUGUGAAAUUCAUCAUGUUGCAAUUAACCUUCCAAAUCAUAACAAUUCAGUGUCUAGUGAAUACACCCCUCUGUUACCACAAACGGAAUGCAUACCCUUGCAGCCAGUGCCCCCUAGUGUUCAAACUGUAUAAUGCUGUGGUUUUUAUCUGGUUGUAUGAGAAAUUCUUUGCAACAUUGGAAAGGAC